UUUAUGUAGUGGUGCAUUGGUGCUCAGUGAUAAUGGCAUUUGCUGCAUUGAUGAAUUUGACAAGAUGAAUGACAGUACACGAUCAAUUUUGCAUGAAGUCAUGGUAAGGUUAUGUCAGAAACUAUUAAUACAAUACAGCAGGGAAGAAAAAACAGAGUACUUACCCAUCAAUUUGACGUUUACUUCUUGUACAAGAUACAGAAUUUAUCGCUGACUGUCUCGUUGUUUAAAAAUUCCGUUUCUAGACCAUUCCUUUAGUUCUUGCAUUUAAACAUUCCAGGACAAAAGUAAUUGGGAUGACAGCAGAACAUUAAAACGUAGUUCAGUGCAAUUCUAUGUAACAUAGCAAUGCAAUUCUAUGUAGCAUUAAACAGAGCAUAUUUCUCCUCAAUCUAAUACAGGAACAGCAAACGUUGUCAAUUGCCAAAGCUGGUAUAAUCUGUCAAUUGAAUGCAAGAACAUCUAUUCUUGCUGCUGCUAAUCCUGUGAAGUCACAAUGGGACACGAAAUUGACAACUGUGGAAAACAUUCAGUUGCCUCAUACCUUACUUUCAAGGUCAGUAGACAAAUGCUGUUGAGUGGAAGUGGGUUUGCUGACCAAUCGAAUGACUCGCUGACCGCAAUAUAUUUAUUAAGGCCCGUUUACACUUGCUGCAGUUUUUAGUGCGAUUUUCUGCUUCUGAUGCAUGUGAACAAGUGGAUGAUGACCCUCAUCUAAACAUUUAUAACUCGUUCACAUUCAUUGGAAGAAGAAAAUCGCAUCAGAGUUGUAGAAAAAGUUACAAGUGUAAAAAUCUUAUUUAGGUUUGAUUUAAUCUUCCUCAUGCUGGAUCCUCAGGACGAGGCUUAUGACCGUCGUCUUGCCAAACACUUGGUCUCACUAUAUCACCAGACACGAGAGGAAGAGGAAGAAGAGUUAGUGGUGAGUAGGAGGGAGGGGUGGGGGGAGGGAGUGGGUGGGGAGUGCCACAGAUGCCAGGCCUCAGGGGCGAAGUUACCGGAUGGAGUGCCUUCGUAUUUACUUUCAAUCACUUGGAUAUGGAGUGUAGUUAAGCGCGGAUGAGAAUGCACGAGAGUGAUUUAGUGUUUGUAAUGUUUACUAUUUUUGUUUUAUCGUAGUUUUGUAAAUUUUAGUGAGUUCGAUUAAAACUUAUUAUUUAGCUCACACUUGGUUUGGUUAGCUGUUCUUAAUGCUUUCCCAACACUAUCAUGUAUUCUAUUUAAGUUAAAACAUAGUUGGAACAUUCAUCAAACCUUUAUUUUGUUAAUCUAGAGCUUGAAAUGUCCCCUGUAACAAUACGUGACUGCCAAGAAAAAUCUUCGUUUGACUGGGGCGCAAUGAAUUUAAACUAAAUUCGAAAUAUUAUUUGGUGUCUUCCAAACUUUAAUUUUGUUUCGUAGGAUAUGAGUAUUCUCAAGGAUUACAUUGCGUAUGCACGAAUUCACAUCCAGCCAAAGUUGAGCGAGGAAGCAUCACAAAGGCUGAUUCAAGCAUAUGUCGGUAAGAACAAUUGUUCCAUUUUAGUUUCCAUCAGCUCUAUAUUAGAUUGAAUCAUAGAACUUUUCUUUAAGUGGCAAGAAUUUGAUUUAUUUGAAUCUGAAUGAAGUACGUUUUCAUUGUUGUUUCAAAAUGGAUAAGAUCUAAUAUAUUUAUGUUGCGUAGCAAGAUUGUUCCACACAUCGACUCCUUUGUUAGCGAAUAUGUGUUUUCAGUUUCAAGUGAUACCACUUUGCGUCCUGCAAGUCAAACUGCUCUGAGGUAUUGUGAAGUGUAGCAAGUAAACUAAAACUCGGUGUAUUUUGUAGAAAUGCGUAAAGUUGGAAGCAGCCGUGGCGCGGUGUCCGCGUAUCCGCGUCAACUAGAGUCGUUGAUCCGUCUUGCCGAAGCACACGCAAAGAUGAGAUUCUCAAAUAUUGUUGAAAAGGUCGACGUUGAAGAAGCACGCAGGUAAAGAAUGAAAUGUUCUAUGGGUGGCUAGUGGGGGUGGAGAGUAAGGGCGUGGUAGCCUGUCUGUCCCCCACUCCAUAACAGCAGAGAUGUGUAGUGUUCAAUCUCAAUUAUAUUUGCCACCAACCAGGCAGAGUGAUGGAUAUAGAAAGUGAAGAACUUCGUCACUUCGCAUUAGCGUGAAAUGUUGGGUUCCGAGCUAACCGCAUUACCUGCAAAUGACUGUAGCUAACUACAAACCUGAGUCAGAAGGUCAAAUUGACUUUCUCAAGCGCAAUUGCUCGAAAGGUUUCCCCAGUGGCUCUGUCCUCCGUCGCCUCUGUCAAGCUACGCGGUCCUAAACGUGCUACGGCUGUUCGCAGUGCUACAAUAAUUGCAAAUUAUUUUCGGUUACCUGCAAAAAAAAUUUGAUACAUGCAUGGUCUUUCCCUCCUUGGAGUUAACCACCAUGUUAUAGUAUGUUGCUAUCACUAAAUACAGUAGCUACUGUCAUUUCCUUCAGAUUGCACCGUGAAGCUUUGAAGCAGUCCGCUACAGACCCUAAGACUGGCCUGAUUGAUGUGAACAUCCUAGCAACAGGGCUGAGUGUUUCUGAUCGACAGAGACGUAUUGAGAUCGCUAAAGCACUCAAGACGAUGCUGCAGUCUAAAGGACAAGCACCAAAUAUGGACGCACAACGUUUGUUUGAAGAUUUCCGCGAAGGAUCUGACGCGGUAAGAUAGGUGGAUGGAAAUGUUGUGUGUUAUGCUAUUGUUGACAGACACUGACACCAAGUUGACAGACACUCACAACGAUAACAAAUUGUUGUGACUUGCCAGCCUGCGCUUGCGAUGAUGUUAUGGAACUACACGCAGGCUACGACAUGGGUAGCCAGCCUUGGUUCGAUUCUUCACAGUCACUUUUUUGGAGAACACUUCAAGUUUGACUCUACCAAAAACACCGGAAGUUAUCACUGGGCAUUCCAGUGUUCUCCUGUGAUAACACUGGAUCAAUAAGGGAGCUCCUUACUGGACUUCUAGGAAGAACAGUUUAGAAGUGAUAGAGCUAUCCAGUGUUUUGCAAAUCAUGUGAGUGUAAUACUCAAAAAAAUAUGGCAAUUUGCUUGACCUCUGGGAAGAAUAGUGUAUUGUUGUAGCUUAGUUAGUUGUGCUAGUGCACCUAGUACAGCUUACUUUCUGAGUAUCCGACGAUACAAACUCCAUCUAAUCCGUAAAUCUCGGAAUCACUUACUGAGUUCACGGAACUUGCCAAAUAAUUUAUCAAAUAUAUUUUUCCUCUCCAGCCUGUAACUCGAGACCAAUUUGACGAUGCUCUACGACAGCUGAAGGACGAAGACUUCUUGAUUGUCACUGGUAGAACUGUUCGUAUUAUAAUAUAAACAUUCCCAUUGUUGUGGAAAGAUACAAAGUAGACGGUGUAUCGUUUAUUCACAACUUCAAGACAAAACUAGUUUAUACACUGUACUUAGCAUGCCAUACAUACAUUACAAAAUUUAACUGCUUAAAAACGGACCGCAACUAUCUCACUGCAUUGUAAACGUUCACAAAGAAUAUUUUGCAAAUAUUUUUUUUAACCCACAGCAGUUUCAAGAGUUGAUUAUUUCAUUUUCGGCAUAAAUCAUGAAUAAGUUCUUUGUAGGUUUGCAUGGCGAUAAAACAUAUAAUACCACUGCUUAUGGAAACACCACGUAAAUUAUUAUUAGCACUGAUGAAGAUCCGGGCUUACACAUCGAAAGCUUUGCAGUAAUAAAUUUACGUGGUGUUUCUACAAGCAGUGGUAUUAUAUAAAUCAUGAAGCUUUCGAAAUCUGUCCCUGAGAAUCGAAAAUGCACGAGCUUGUUAUUAAAAUUACGUCAUAGAUAAUUAGCAACGUCGUAAUAAAUUGAUUACGUGAUUUGAAAUUAACGAAUCACGUCACAAGCUCGCGGAUUGUUGCCAAAAACGGUCGAAUUUCAUUCGAAAUAUUGCAUUUUUUCCCAUUUCACGAUACUUUACAAAUAUAUACAGUAUGUUUUGUUUUUUAUAAUAUAAAAUAAUUUAAAAUUAAAGCAAUAGGUAAAAUUCAAAAUCGCCAACUAUAUUCAAUACCGUUUCUUGCUUCUUUUAGUUGUCUUUAAUGCUAUUCGUCUUUUCCUCAUUUUCUUUCUGUUUUUAUUUCUCCACUUAUUUUUCUUUUUGUUCUUUCCCGUUUUAUUCUUUUGCAUUUCUUUCACAACACAUCCUUGAGAAGUGGAAAACAAACCACAGACAAACAAGAACAAAACGAAAGCCAUCGGAUAGUUUGGAGAAACGAUGUCUUUGCAUUCUUUAGUAUCUCGUCCUUCAAUAGAAAGCCUUUCAAAUCUUUCUACUCGUUUGUCUAGUUUUUCCAAUCCUUUACUCACAGUUUCGAGGAAUCUAAGCGCAAACUUUUGAUAUGCCAUCUGGUAAGAAUCCGAGAAUCCCACGAAUCUUUCAAGGAAAGGAAACUGUUCUCCGAAAUCGUUUUCGUAAAUGUGCCAAAGUUAAAAUACUAAACCCUACAAUUGCCAAGGUUACUGUAAGCAUAGAAGCAUUGACAACUGCUUUUUCAACCAUCUUGAUAAACUUUUGUGUGCGUUGAAGAAAAUGCUUUCGACUGUUGCGAGAUUUUUAAUUAUAAUUACUUGCGUCAUUUGAUUGCGUUUGUUACGUCAUAGUAAGCUACGCAUAAUUUGCGAUACAGGGGAAUGCAGGAUAAGGAGGGUUUUG
Paramuricea clavata is the source of this 4677-nucleotide messenger RNA. NCBI's taxonomy places the organism in Eukaryota, Metazoa, Cnidaria, Anthozoa, Malacalcyonacea, Plexauridae. The record is from the annotation of a GenBank genome assembly.